AUGUCGGGGAAUAUGCCUUGCGGGGAUGUGAUUGCUGCCGCUGCAGGUUCAAUCACAUGGCACGUGCAUCCAAUUGCUGGGCUGGCUGUCAGUGUCAACAGGAACGUGCAGAUCGUGAUUGCGAUUGGCUGCGGAGGAGGAAACGCGGUGAAAUCCGACUUCGAAUCCACGAGUCACGGACGGAGGUCUGCAGCGGAAGCGCAGGAAAAUAAAAAAGGAACGCUGGAAAAAGCAAACCUGCCUCAAUUCUGCAAGAUUGGAUUUGGAUUUUCACUCGCUGCACAUGCCACCUUUGGCAGGGGCCCGGGAGAGUGCUGA
Aspergillus puulaauensis is the source of this 318-nucleotide messenger RNA. RefSeq lists its product as uncharacterized. Lineage: Eukaryota; Fungi; Ascomycota; Eurotiomycetes; Eurotiales; Aspergillaceae. The record is from RefSeq and is a predicted model, not a curated record. Bases 1 to 318 code for a protein of 105 amino acids. The transcript has a single exon.